Lytechinus variegatus (green sea urchin) is the source of this 3797-nucleotide messenger RNA. It is a transcript of the gene capn7, whose product is annotated as calpain-7-like. Gene Ontology annotation, biological process: proteolysis. Lineage: Eukaryota; Metazoa; Echinodermata; Echinoidea; Temnopleuroida; Toxopneustidae. The transcript has 21 exons. The record is from RefSeq and is a predicted model, not a curated record. Gene Ontology annotation, molecular function: calcium-dependent cysteine-type endopeptidase activity. The coding region runs from base 95 to 3244 and encodes 1049 amino acids.
AGAAAACCUUGUCAACUUCCGUACAUAAAUAGUUUGUUAUGCCAUAUUCCUUGUACAUUUAUUUGAGUUAAAAGUUGAAAUUCGAUAGCUCUGAAUGUUUUGGUCUAGUUACAACCGUCUAUAUCCGGACAAUUCGGGAGCGAGCGGCAGUUUUAGCAGCCAAAUGACUGACGACUUCGGAGGAUACGUGGUGGUGGACUACUCCGACUCGGCAUCGAGCUCCGCCGGUGGAGGCGGCGGCGGGCAUGGCGGGGGGAGCGGGGGUGGCCGAGGAAGGGAUGAAGAGCUUCUCCGAGAUGCAUAUGACUUUGCAUUGAAAGCUACGGAACAGGAUAGCUUGGGCGAAUACAGAACUGCUAUAUUUUAUUAUGUGGAGGCUAUACAAGCAAUGUAUAAUGCUCACCUUGCUAACCCAACUAAGAAUCUAUCAGAAAAAUAUGCAGAGUAUGCUGACAGAGUGAAGGCACUGAAAGAUAUAGUCAACAAGACGGCAGGUGGCAGUCAUGUCGGUGCCGCCAGUGUUCAACCUACAUGUAGAGUCAGCGAGGAAGCAGAGAGAGCUAGCUUUUUGAUUUAUCAGGCUUUUCAGUUAGAAGAAGAAGGAGGAGAUGAGGAGGCAGCAGAACUCUAUCUAAACGCUGCAGAGCUCUGCAUCAAAGCUAGUAAAACAAGUAGUCCAGAACAGAAGACCAAGCUAAAUAGACUAGCCAAGCAGGCCCUUGACAGAGCAGAGGCGUUGAAGAAGAAAUCCGUCACCAGCAGUCUACCAUCCCCUCCAAGGGACAAGCUUUCCACCAAGAACCAGAAUCUACCAAACGAUAAUCCCGUUCUAAACCUCCCAGAAAUACCCAAUGACCUUCCCAGUCUAGACAAUGAGACACCCUCCUCUGCUACUGGUAAAAACACCCCUAAGGAGAAUGGAAGAGGCAGGAGUACUAGUGGAUCUGCGGGCAGUUCCACUACAUCCGGUAGGGGUGGUGGUGGUGGUGGCAGUGGAGGUAGCAGUGGAGGAGGAGGUGGUGGUGGUAAAUACACUCCAGAGGAAAUCGCUGUUCUCAGAAAAACCUCUGAAAUCAAUGGACGGUCGUAUCUGCCAUUUAUAUCUCAAGCAGACCUCAAGGAGAGAUUUGCCUACCCUGUGCCUUUCACGGAUAAAGACGGCAAGCUUGUCUUGUGCACUAAACAGAAGGAUAGGUUAGGGAAGUGGGUUCGUCCAUCUGAUAUUUGCAGUGAUCCUAAACUAAUCUACGCCGUAUCAAGCUUCAGUGUCAGACAGACAAUUGUUCAGGACUGUUCAUUCCUUGCAUCAUUAGCAAUAUCAGCCAAUUAUGAACGAAGGUUCAAGAAACAUCUACUUACAAACAUUAUAUACCCCCAAGACCGUAGUCACAAACCAAUCUACAAUCCAUGUGGGAAGUAUAUGGCUAUUCUGUGGAUCAAUGGUGUCAAGAGAAAGGUGAUCAUUGAUGACUAUCUUCCUGUGGACAAGCAUGGCGACCUCUUGUGUUCAUUCUCUUCCAACCGCAAUGAAUUCUGGGUAUCGCUGCUGGAGAAGGCAUACAUGAAGGUCAUGGGAGGAUAUGAUUUCCCAGGCUCUAACUCUAACAUUGACCUUCACGCCCUGACUGGUUGGAUCCCUGAGAGAGUGGCCAUUAGGAUGAAUUCUCCUGACUUUGAUGCUGACAAGGUCUUCAAGAAGCUCUAUGAGCGCUUCCACAGAGGGGACGUUCUCGCAACGGUUGCAACAGGGAUGUUACCUGAGGCAGAGGCCGACCGGGCAGGACUUGUCCCUACCCAUGCAUACGCCAUGCUAGACAUUAGAGAGAUACAGGGAAAGAAGCUUCUUCAACUCAAGAAUCCAUGGAGUCAUCUUAGAUGGAAAGGAAGAUUCUCAGAAGCAGACACAAAGAACUGGACUCCUGAACUUCAGAAAGCUCUCAAUUUUGACCCUAAGAAUGCACAGGAGUUUGAUAAUGGUGUAUUUUGGAUUGAUCUUGCCUCAUUAUGCAACUUCUUUGAUGUGAUUUAUAUGAACUGGAAUCCCUCCCUCUUUCCACAUACCUAUAUAAUGCAUGGUAUGUGGUCAGCAGCAGAAGGCCCUAAGAAGGACAACAUCAACAUUGGUAACAAUCCACAAUAUCGCUUAGAGGUCAAAGGUCUUGGUGCUAUGUGGAUUCUUCUCACAAGGCAUAUUACAGAUAAAGAUGACUUUGCAGACAAUAAAGAGUUCAUUACUCUUCUGGUCUACAAAGGAGGAAAGAAGGUCUACUACCCAAAUGAUCCAGGACCAUUCAUGGAUGGAACCCGAAUCAACAGCCCUCAUUAUCUGUGCAAGAUGAUAGUGAAUGAUAAGAGUUCAUCAAUCUAUACCAUCAUAGUCUCACAGUUUGAAAAGAAUAAUACCAUUCACUAUACACUUAAAGUAAGUAAGAUGAUGGUGAAUGAGAAGAGUUCAUCGAUCUAUGCCAUCAUAGUCUCACAGUUUGAGAAGAAUAAUACCAUUCACUAUACACUUAAAGUAAGUAAGAUGAUGGUGAAUGAGAAGAGUUCAUCGAUCUAUGCCAUCAUAGUCUCACAGUUUGAGAAGAAUAAUACCAUUCACUAUACACUUAAAGUAAGUAAGAUGAUGGUGAAUGAGAAGAGUUCAUCGAUCUAUGCCAUCAUAGUCUCACAGUUUGAGAAGAAUAAUACCAUUCACUAUACACUUAAAGUAAGUAAGAUGAUAGCAAAUGAGAAGAGUUCAUCGAUCUAUACCAUCAUAGUCUCACAGUUUGAGAAGAAUAAUACCAUUCACUAUACACUUAGAGCGUAUGGAACAUGUGAAUUCAAGCUAUCAAAGAUCGUGGAUCCUUACAAGUACACUAAGAACAUUACUGGUGAAUGGAAGGGCAAGACGGCAGGAGGAUGUGCUAAUAACAGAGAAACAUACGUCAACAAUCCAAUCUAUCAAGUAUGCCUUCAAGAUCAUACCAGAGGAAACUCAUUGCUUAUAGACCUGAAAGGACCAAAGAAUUACCAUGUAGGGUUUGAAGUUAUAUGUGUCUCGUCAGAAGGGAAAGGCAGCACACGAUUUGAGAAGAAGAUGAGUGGAGACUACCGGAAUGGAUUCACAAUACUGGAGUUAGAAGACAUUCCUAGUGGUGUCUACAACAUUCGACCUACGACCUUUAGCCCUGGUCAGGAGUCACCUUUCUUCCUUACGAUAUCAUCGUCCUGUCCAAUGAAAGUUGUUCAUCUCCACUAAGACCUGGGAUAGAACCAUGAUUAAUAAUAGUGACAUUGUGAGAGAAAUAGGUUUUUAUGACCUAUGAACUUAAGCACGGGUCAGGAACAACAUUUUUCCUUAUGAUAUCAUCAUCCUGUCCAAUGAAAGUUGUUCAUCUGCAAUGAGAACAAAGAUAAAUCUUGAUGGAUAUUAGCGACAUUGUGAUAGAAAUAGGAUUAUUUGACCUUUGACCUUCAGCCUGGAUUCUGGAAUGAUGUUUCAGGUCGGACCUGGAUGUAAAUAGUCAUAUUUGAUUGAUACACAUGUGUCAAACCUUUAUUAUACACACAUAUUGUCUCUAAAUCUAAUAUUAUGAGGAUUCACCUGAUGAGAGUUAGCUAAGUAAUUCCCCUGGGGCCAGUCAAAUAUAUCGCUGUAGUACACGCGUGACCCCAAAAAUGCGGUUAAAAGGGUGUCUUUUCAAUUUUGGCCGCAGGCCGCGCGUGCACUCAUUAAGGGUAUCAAAAAUGCCGAUUUAAAAAGGAGUAGUUUUAAAAGACUGGUCAAUGGUUAAUCGCAGGGUCAAACGUAU